AUGACGCAGGUAUGUCUCCUAGACUCAGACCGUCUUUCCGCACUCCUACGGGAUGCAAUCUCGUGGAGUGACCAUGUUUCGUCAGUCAUGGUCUCCUCAUUCAACGGCUCUAUUCUUGCCUAUGCAUAUAGGGAUGCCACUCCCUCGAUCAAGAGGAUGCGCACCCAGUCUACCACCAUGACAGCAGCAUAUACAGUUGCCUCGGAGGAUAUCCUUGUCUUUGAGGCUCAGAACAUGGGCGCAACUUCCGUCCUUGCACCGGUCGCAGACCACGUCCUCCUCGCCGUCACUGGACCGGAGCCCAAGCUCGUGAAUGGGGAGAUGCAUGAAGGAGCAAACUCGGCUCACGUUGCAGGGCCCGAUGAAGAGCACGAAGAUGAAGAAGAGCAGCAGCAGAUCCGAACAGAUCUUGAGGUUGUCAGUCAAGAGCUCGCACACCUCUUGAGAGGAGAGUUGGCAACACUGAGAUGGCCGGACGAUAUCUGA
Molecule: messenger RNA, 486 nt
Organism: Exophiala aquamarina CBS 119918
Lineage: Eukaryota; Fungi; Ascomycota; Eurotiomycetes; Chaetothyriales; Herpotrichiellaceae
Exons: 1
Coding region: 1-486 (161 amino acids)
Source: RefSeq, a predicted model, not a curated record